ACACUUGAGUUCAACGAAAGAGGAGCCUGUGAAGGUAGCGCAGAACGCCCUCGAUAUUUGAUUGGCAGGCAUUGUCAUCACUCAGGGAAAAGUUUUAUCUGUGUUGUCCAAUUAAAUCUUGUUGUGGCAGACGCUUCCUUCUGCGCCCGCCCACUGUCCUCUCCUGCCUGUGCAGGGUUUGUUGUUAUCAAGAUGGAGUUCUUGUUGGGGAAUCCGUUUAGCACUCCCGUCGGCCAGUGCAUUGAGAAGGCAACUGAUGGGUCCCUGCAGAAUGAGGACUGGACGCUCAACAUGGAGAUCUGUGACAUUAUUAACGAGACAGAGGAAGGGCCCAAAGACGCCAUCCGUGCCAUCAAGAAGAGGCUGAAUGGCAAUCGAAACUUCCGGGAGGUGAUGCUGGCUCUGACUGUGCUAGAGACUUGCGUGAAGAACUGCGGCCAUCGCUUCCACGUGUUCGUGGCCACCCGGGACUUCAUCGACGGCAUCCUGGUGAAGAUCAUUUCUCCGAAAAACAACCCCCCCACUAUAGUACAGGAUAAAGUGCUGGCACUGAUUCAGGCUUGGGCAGAUGCAUUCAGAAGCAGUCCAGACCUGACCGGAGUCGUCCAAAUUUACGAGGAGCUGAAGAGAAAAGGUGUCGAGUUCCCCAUGGCAGACCUGGACGCUCUUUCACCAAUUCACACGCCACAGAGAGGAGUCCCAGAGGUUGAUCCAGCCUCACAUAAGUACAAAGCUACUCCCCAGCCCAAGCCAGCAUCCCAGACGCCUCAGACGUCUGCUCCUAGUAGCUUGCCUGCUCAGACUCAUUUACCAAACAUGGCAGGGCCCAUCACGCCAAACCCAGAACAGAUUGCCAGGCUGAGGAGUGAGCUGGACAUUGUGCGUGGAAACUGCAAAGUGAUGUCAGAGAUGCUGACAGAGAUGGUGCCAGGGCAAGAGGAUGCCUCUGACCUUGAGCUCCUCCAGGAGCUGAACAGGACCUGUCGGGCCAUGCAGCAAAGGAUAGUGGAGCUCAUCUCUCGUGUCACCAAUGAAGAGGUCACAGAGGAGCUGCUACAUGUCAACGAUGACCUUAACAACAUUUUUCUCCGCUAUGAAAGGUAUGAGAGAUACAGACUGGGCCGGAAUACACAGAACAAUGGGGUGUUGAACGAGGCUUCAGUGGAGGAUAAUCUGAUAGAUCUGGGUCCAGGCUCCCCGGCUGUCGUCACCCCUCGAGCCAGCGCUGCAGCCACUCCCACACCUCCCUCCAGCCUGACUGCUGCUGCUACUGCCCCGUCACUCGCCACACAGCUUGCAGGACUGAAUUUGGAUUCUGAAAGUGUCAGUGGCACUCUGAGUGCACUGUCUGCUCACAAUCCUCGUGAUGACUUCGACAUGUUCGCCCAGACCAGAGGAAGCUCCCUUUCUGACCAGCGCAAGAACAUGAAAUAUGAAGACCCACAGGCUCUCGGUGGCCUGGCUUCUGCUCUAGAUGUCCGACAACAAAACGCUACUGGGCCGAGUGUAAAAGGUGAUAACGCAGAGUUGGAGCCCAUAGACAGCUGGCUCAUUACCCAAGGAAUGAUUCCUGUAUCGCAGUCUACUGUCAUGGAUGACAUUGAGGAGUGGCUCGGUGCUGAUGUGAAAGGUGAUGAGCCUGAGGAGGGAGUCACCAGUGAAGAGUUUGACAAGUUCUUAGAAGAGCGAGCCAAAGUUGCAGACACAGUGUUACCGUCACCCCCUACAGGCGAGCCCUCUGUUCCUGUGAGCGCGCCAAGCAGCAGCCGUAAGAAAGCCGAGCGGACUGAGGACAACCUGUUUGCAUUGUAGGUCACUCAUGAACUUUAAGAAAAGCUCCGUUCAUCCCCCUCAGCGUUCCUCUGGAUGCCUGCUGCCUUUCCGUGCUGCGCUCUGUCACACGUUUCUUGAUCCAUCAUGGGGCUCUUGGUUCAUUUCCACCUCUCAAGCGGCUGGCCGGUGCGGGGCAGCUUCUGAGAUAUGGCUCCUCUUCCAGACUCAACAUGCUUUUGUGUGUAACUUCAGGGGCAGAGGGAUGAACCGUCUUAAACGAGUGAAUUUCUCAGCAGCGAAGUCAUCUUGUAGUUUAAGUCUGUUUUGUUAAGAUAUGCCAAGAUUAUAACUUACUUCUGUUUUAUUGACAGAAGCCUUGCGGAAUCUGGCUUGGAAAAGCGUUAUAAUAUCUCAGAUUUCCCAUGUAAGUUUACAUACUAAUCUGAAAUAUGCCAUUCCAUAAAGGUUCAUAAGAUCAUUUCAAAGGUCUUUAAUUCCUGUGGUCCAACGUCAUUAUACCACUAAUGGUGAAAUAUAUACAAAAGAGUGACAAAUUAAAGGAAAAACAGACAUAAAGUGUCUUAAGUUUUGGGCCUCCCGAACUGUCAGAACAGCUUCCUUGUGCCUUGGCACAGAUUCUACAAGUCUCUAUAACUGUACUGGCUGGAUGAACACCAUUCUUCCAAUCUUUAUUCCCUCAAAAUGGUAUUUUGGUGAUGGUGGAGAGCACUGUCUAACACAUCACUCCAGAAUCUCCCAUAGGUGUUAAAUUAGGUUGAAAUCUGGUGACGGUAAACACCAUAGCAUAUGACUUAGAUUAUUUUCAUACUCAUCAGUGAGCCUUUGUGCCCUGUGGAUAUGAGCAGGGUCAUCCUGAAAUAGACCACUCCCAUCAGGAUAGAAAUGUUUAAAAGGAUAAAGAUGAUCAGUCGGAAUAACAUUGCACUGAUUUGCAUUGAUUCUUUCCUCUAAUAGCACUUUUCCACUCGGUAAAUUACCCAUAAUCCACGUCGUGGCCAUUUCCACCACCAUAUGAGUGCAGCUAAAAUAGUGCUGGCCAUUGAUUGCUAAAACAUAGUCAAACAGCAGUCAUUGAUUAAUGUCUCUGGCUGAACUCUCGUCUCUACAGGAACAAAAUCUUUAGUAAAUGGCUAAUAGUGACUGCUAGAGUGACUUACUCUUUUGAUUAGUCCUUUCUCUGGCAGAUUUAAGAAGCAGCGUCACAAUUUUAAACAAGAAUUUAAUGUUUCAAUUCGAUGUUUCAUUUUUAUGCCUCCACCACUAGGUCCGUCCGUCUGUCCGUCUAUCCGAGAUUCUCAUUAGCGAUAUAGGUUGAAUAUAGGAUUUAUAUGGAAUUAUCAUUGUAACCAAAAGAUGAACUGAUUACAUUUUGGACUUAUUACAAACAAGGUUGAGGUCAUAGCGAGGUCAAAUAUCUGAAAUAGUUUUUCAUCAAUAGCUUACUACCCAUUUGAAGUAUAUUUUAAGGGUAUUCUGGCCAUACAAAUUUAUAACAAAGAAGACUAGACUUGUUGACACAGGAGGCAUCCCCGUUAAUGCCAUUGUACUUGUUAUUUAUUUAAACAGAGUAAAACUUGACACCAUCUAGGGCAAGUCCCAUGUAACUUUCCCUUUGCUUUGUUUGCUAUCUAGUGCCCUUAUGCAUUUUGUAGAAAGAUAUUUGGGAUUCAGCCAAAGAUGCACAGCUUUAUGUGUGUGCGCAUGUGUUUUUAACAUUGUCUAAUAAGGACACUCAAAUGACUGACUUUUCAUUAAAGUACUGGCAGGCAUAGCUGUGUUUGGGUCCAUAGGCAGCCAUUAAUCAAAAGCUUGCUCCUCUGUUAAGUAGAGAUUAGAGUGUUGGCACACUUGUGUUUGAGUGUGUGCUUCCAUUAAAAUAAAUUCCCUGCAUCUUGUUCAUUCAAGAGAGAGAAAUAUAAAUCAGAGAGGCAUAGUUUUGUUGAUGUUUUUUAUUUCCAUAUUUUGAGUAGUAUUUCUUUGCUUGUACCUAUCAAAUUAGGCCUUUGAUAACGUACAGAGAAACUCCUCCUACUUUCAUGAGUAUAUUAUAUGAUGGGAAAGCGACACAUGCGCUCUGCCAGGUUAUACGGAUAGUCCGAGUAUGGAUUUGUUUUGGAGUUGUGGCAAAUUGAGCUGUUUUGUGGAGAAGCGCUAUAAAGAAUCAAGCCAUGCUAAGAAAAUACCCCCAAUAGCAAUACAGAGCCAUCAGUUUUUUCCUUAAAUUUGUCAUGUUUUUGUAUGUAUUCAGUUAAACCUGGACACCAGGAGAGUUUUUUUUUUUUUUAAUAAGGGAAAACAAAACAAAAAAAUUACGCUUGCCUUUCUUUCUCUGUCAGGGUUUCAUUUCUCAGUUGCUUUGAGUGUUAGUAUGGUGAAGGAAAUGCAUUGUCAUAAUUAUUAAAAUGGUGACCAAAGACAGUUUAGACAGUUUAUAAAAAGGGAUUUGUUAGCUCUUGUUUCAGAGAGCUAAGAGUAUUUCCAAACGGUUCAUAGAAUUAAGCUCUAUAAAACGCACUGCCUACUUAAUUAACCAUUAAAUAAGUGAUUUGAGGAAAUAUUUCACAAAUACUUAUGAAGCAUUUGUGAAAAAAUAUUAUUUUAUUUUCAGAAUCCUGUAUUUUUGUGCAUGGGUUGUUUUUCCAUAGCAAACAAAAAUCAAUAAAUCACACAUGAAAAUGUGGGCCACAGAAUUAAAAAGUAAAUGGAUGGAAUUUGUUUCCUGGUGGUCCUCAUCUUGCAGGAUUAAAUUAUGGUGGCAUAAAUUGUACACUAUGUAUUUAUAUGUAUACAUAAAUAUAUGUAUAUACAACCCAAAAGUAAUGAAUAUAAAUGUCUGUUAUCAUUUCUGAGUAAGUUGUUAUUCAGAAAGAGAUCAAAUGAAGGAGUUCAGUCCACUCAGUCAAGAGCUCAUUUAUGUGACUUGGUUCGUAUUUUUGGUCGUGAUGGUUAGGGUAGGUGUGACGUUUCAUAUCUGGAUAAGUGGGUUAGCUAGCACAGCAGGAAGGAAUAUAGGACAGAAUGUAAGUGAAUGCAGCGAAAGAAAGGAAAGGAGAUGAGAUGCCUGAUGAAAUUAGGAGUUUCAGGUGUGAUUUGUGACACUCUGAUUCUGAACCUCUGUUGUAAUCUUGGUGUACAUCAGCUCUUGAAAUGCAGCAGUUCAGUUUAGUAGUCAUUCAGCAUAACAUGAAGUUUCGGUGUAGCAUUAAUCAGAAAUUGGUCACAACUAGCCAAAAAUAUUUUGAUGAGAUAUUAACAUUUCAAUUGUUCAGAUUGGUACAACACUUAAUACAUUGUCUUAAUACAAUACAAGCUGUCAUAAAACAGUGAUAAAAUGUUGAGUAUAGAUGGGCCUUUUAUAUGCUUGAAAUGAAUAUACAACACAAAUCAGAUGAUAACUUACAUUAACACCUAAAUUACACCUGUUUCCGAAAAGGAAUUUUCAACAAAAGUCACAAUUAUGAGCAUUUAAUUACAUAAAACUUUAAUUUUUUUUGUUUAUAGCGUUGUAUAAAGUAAAACAAUAAAGCUGACCUGUCAGUAACUCUUGGUGUCCUAUAAAAAGCUUUGCUUUCCAAUAAGGUGGCAAUCGUUAUUUUUAAUAACUGCUUUAAUGAAUGUUACCAUGUGACAUUAAGUCCUAACUAUUUUUGAUUAUUUGGCUCAAACAUUAAUGUCUUAAUGUAUUUUAGGAUAUGUAAUAAAGUUUCUUAUUGUGA
Molecule: messenger RNA, 5510 nt
Organism: Ictalurus furcatus (blue catfish)
Lineage: Eukaryota; Metazoa; Chordata; Actinopteri; Siluriformes; Ictaluridae
Gene: tom1l2a
Product: TOM1-like protein 2
Exons: 16
Coding region: 193-1812 (539 amino acids)
Biological process (GO): signal transduction
Cellular component (GO): membrane; endosome
Molecular function (GO): phosphatidylinositol binding; ubiquitin binding; clathrin binding
Source: RefSeq, a predicted model, not a curated record